AUGGAACCCCGCGCCCGCGCCGGCAAAAAUGUCGGCAAGAUGAACUUUGGCCACAACGAGCUCGCCCAGCUCCUCUACUCCCACGGCGACGCCCGCCUCCCCCUCAACGAGACGGUCCGCCUCCUCGACGAGGUCCUCACCGACUUCAUCCAGGGCGUCUCUUUCGAGGCCACCCGCGCCGCCCACCACGCCGGCCGCCAAAAGGUCAAGUUUGAAGACUUUGAGUUCGCCAUGCGCCGCAACCCGAGGUUCAUGGGCAAGAUCCAGGAGGUGUUUGAGAAGAAGAAGGAGAUUGAGGCCGCGAGGAAGAAUUUCAAUAUCGAGGAUCAGUGGAUGAAGGAUGCCGAGAGGGAGGAGAAGGAGAAGGCCGAUCGGGAGAAGGAGAAGGCUGGUGGGGAAGGGGGGGAGAAGGCCAAGGGGAAGAGGGGACGGCCGCGGAAGGAUAGGGGGGCAAGUGCGGGGAGUGGGAGCCAGAGUCAGAGUCAGAGUGUCCAGCCGGAGGGGUCGGGGUCGCAGUCGCAGAGUCAGCAGGUGGAUAGGAUGGAUAUUGGGGAGGAGGACUUGGAGGAUGGGUUGGAUGAUGAUUUGGAGGGGGAUGCUGAUGUUGUUAGUGCCAUCAGGCGGAGAUAG
Messenger RNA from Podospora anserina S mat+, 630 nucleotides. RefSeq lists its product as uncharacterized. The coding region runs from base 1 to 630 and encodes 209 amino acids. Gene Ontology annotation, cellular component: transcription factor TFIID complex. Lineage: Eukaryota; Fungi; Ascomycota; Sordariomycetes; Sordariales; Podosporaceae. Gene Ontology annotation, molecular function: protein heterodimerization activity. The record is from RefSeq and is a predicted model, not a curated record. The transcript has a single exon. Gene Ontology annotation, biological process: RNA polymerase II preinitiation complex assembly; transcription by RNA polymerase II.